UCUGCACGAGCAUCCUUUGAAUCGAUGGAUGACACACACCGAAUGUCAAUCUGAGUCUGUCAGUCUCUGUCGCGACACCACACACACACACAGCUUCCCGCCCUCGCAAAAAGCAGGCAAUAUCUCUCACGGUCUGUCUGUCUGUCUGUUUGUUGUGUUUGUUACCCUACUAGAAGCUGCACACUGCACAUACAUACACCCAUACGCCCCCUCUCAAUUGCUCCCGCCCCUCGAACCAUCCGAUCAUCAGCCGAGCCAUUUGGUGAAGAAGUCGUUGCCCCUGUCGUCCACAACGAUAAAGGCCGGGAAGUUCUCCACCUCUAUUUUCCACACAGCCUGCACACAUCGCAUCCAUUCCACCCAGAGAGAGAGAGCGGCAUUCUGCGUGGCCGGGCCGUGUGUGCGCAAACACAUACACACCUCCAUGCCGAGCUCUUCGUAUUCCACCACCUCCACCUUCUUGAUGCAGUUCUGCGCCAAUAUCGCCGCAGGGCCGCCGAUGCUGCCCAGAUAAAACCCACCAUGCUGCUUGCACGCCUUGGACACCUGCACAACACCCACCAAACCAUCACACCACACCGCUCUCUGUCCUGCGUGCUUGUGAGGGCGUUGUAAUGUACCUCCUUGCUCCUGUUGCCCUUGGCAAGGGUUAUCAUAGACCCGCCGGCAGCCAUGAAUGGCCCCACAUAAGAGUCCAUCCGGCCAGCAGUGGUCGGGCCAAACGAACCAGACGCAUAACCAGCAGGCGUCUUGGCCGGCCCUGCAUAGUAGAUGGGAUGGUUCUUGAUGUAGUCGGGCAGCGCUCCCUCUUUCUGCAGCCGCUCGUUGAGUUUGGCGUGGGCGAUGUCCCGCGCCACAACGAGGGUGCCCGUCAACGAUAGACGCGUCUUGAUCGGGUACCUGCCAGCCACCAUAAAGCGACGAAAGCAAUGAGCCAAUGGGUGGCUGAUUUUGCGUGUGUUGGGAGGGGAGGGUGGUGUAUCUGUCUUUACUUGCUGAGUUGCGCAAGGACUUCCGUCAUGGGGCGGUUGAGGUCCACCUGCACCACCUCCCCACCUACAUGCACAAAUACACACACUUGCAAGUGCGCAUUGCGAGAAGACACAUGGGUGGAUUGCAGACUGACCAGAGCCCAGAGACUGCUCCGUGACGUCAGGGAGAUACUGUCCUGGGUUCUCUUCCAAUUGCUCAAGGAACACUGACACACACACAAAUACACACACAGAGGGAGACAGCGGUGUGUUGGUAUCAGCCACGCGUGCAGCCAACCAGAAUAUUCACUGACCUCCUUCGUCGGUGAUCUUGCCGAUGGCCUGUCUGUCUGCCGAGCAUGACACGCCGAUGCCGACUGGGCAGGACGCGCCGUGCCGCGGCAGCCGGAUGACCCGCACGUCAUGGCAGAAGUACUUGCCGCCGAACUGGGCACCGAUGCCCAUGUUCUGACAUAUCUGACAUACACACCAUCACACACAUACGGAUGUCGACGGAGGGAUGUCUUGGUAAGUCGGUGGGGCGGGUGGGUGGGUGACCUUGUGCACACGCUCUUCCCACUCCAGGUCUCUGAAUGCCCGACCGUGCUCAUUGCCAGAGGUGGCCAGACCGUCGUAAUACCUGAUAGACACACAGACAAACAGACACAUGGACAAGUGAAAUGGACGGAUAGCCUCCCAUUUGUGUUGACAAAGAUCUGCCCAUACCUGCAGCUGGCCAUCUUGACGGUCUUGAGGGUCAUCUCGGCAGACAAACCGCCUGCACACACGCCGAAGUGGCAUUUCAGCAGGCAGCCCUGUAGGAUGUGUCACAUACCGAUGACGAUGGCCAGGUGGUAGGGCGGGCAUGCGGCCGUCCCGAUCGUCUUGAUCUUCUCCUCCAGAAACAUGGCCAAGCUGUCAGGGUUCAACAAGGCCUGCACGCACACAGUCACCACAGCUCGUUCUCUAUCUAGCUGUCACCGAUCCACCCUUGACUCACUUUGGUUUGCUGGAAAAGGAACGUCUUGUUCGCCGAGCCGCCCCCCUUGGCGAUGAAGAGGAAGUUGUAGGCGUUACCUUUGCUGGCGUACAGCUCGAUCUGUGCUGGCAGGUUCGUCUUGGUGUUUGCCUCCGUGAACAUGUCCUUGGGCGACACCUGAGAGUAUCUACCACCACACGCACAGCAGACAGCAAUACUUGGAUCUCCCUCUCUGCUGCGUCUCUUGUGUGUCGGCGAUCGGCGCACCUGAGAUUGGACAUAGUGUAGGCGUCAUAGACGCCUUUGCUGAUGUGGGACUCGUCCUCGUCGUCGGUGAUGACGCGGGAGCCGCGCUUUCCAAUAACGAUGGCGGUGCCUGCACCACGCACACACCAUACAGACACCUUUGAGAACACCACGAGUCAAUCACCACUUCCGUGUCGGUUCUCAAAGGUUGAUCUGACCGGUGUCCUGGCAGCCCGGCAGCACUCGCCCAGCAGCGAUGUUGGCAUUUUUCAAGAGCUCAAGUGCAACAAACCUGAGCACACACACACACACAACCCAAAAAGGCCGAUGGAGAGAUAGGACUUGAUCACUGCUGCAGUCGCCUACCUGUCGUUGUCUGAUGAUUCUGGGUCCUUGAGUAUGUUGGCCAGCUGCUGCAGGUGACCCGGCCGCAGCAGAUGAGAUAUGUCAAUCAUCCCCUGACGAGUCAACUGAACACGUACAAUAUACAGCAUUCAGCAGACAGACAGACAGACAGACACACAGACAGUCACGCAUCAAGAGCAAUCCAGCAAUCAGUGAUUGAACAUUCAUUCUGCCUCACUCAGCUGACUCACUGACUCACUGACUCACUGACUCACUCACUGCUUCCCUCACUGCUUCACUCACUGCUUCACUCGCGCACCUGUGUGAGCACCCAUGGCUGCACAUGGAGGUAGCUGUGGCCAUCCAGGUUCACCCUCGACACUCCAUCGCCCGUCAGCUUCUUGAGCGGCACACUCAAAGGCGUCACCUGCUCAAACACGUCCUGAUAAGUGAACGGCGCCGGGCCAGACGCCGCCGCCGCGAAAGCACGGACACACCUGAAGGGCAGAACGGCCCGCACAGAUGACCGCAGUGGAGCUGCGUGGCGUAGAAGACUCAUUGCGGCUGCAGCUGCCGUGUGAAAGUCGUCUUCCC
Vitrella brassicaformis is the source of this 3135-nucleotide messenger RNA. Lineage: Eukaryota; Vitrellaceae. The record is from the annotation of a GenBank genome assembly.